Podarcis raffonei (Aeolian wall lizard) is the source of this 2916-nucleotide messenger RNA. It is a transcript of the gene ALG9, whose product is annotated as ALG9 alpha-1,2-mannosyltransferase. The transcript has 15 exons. Bases 190 to 2016 code for a protein of 608 amino acids. Gene Ontology annotation, biological process: protein N-linked glycosylation. Gene Ontology annotation, molecular function: alpha-1,2-mannosyltransferase activity. Gene Ontology annotation, cellular component: endoplasmic reticulum membrane. Lineage: Eukaryota; Metazoa; Chordata; Lepidosauria; Squamata; Lacertidae. The record is from RefSeq and is a predicted model, not a curated record.
CGCCCUGCGAGAGGGAGAGACACGUUUUCCUAGCGGCCACCGGCGCCCCAGCAGGGAAAGAGACUGCGCUUGCGCGUGUCUGUUUGCCCGGACCCAUCAUGGCGGCCGCCACCUUCAGCUCUGACGUGUCCCUCUCUUGACUGCCGGGAGGAGCCUGCCGUCGAGGCCGUUCUCGUGCCCACACUCGGCAUGGCGGCCAAGGGGCCCCGGCAGCGGCCUCGAGGGGGAGGUGGGGAUGCGGCAGCGGCGGCUGCCGUUUCCCGCCAGCGAGAAGAAGCGCCCCCGCCGGCCACUGAGGAGACCAAAGCCGAGUCGUCUGGGAGCAAAGCAGGACAUGUCUGGGCCCCUGAAGGAUCUACAGCUUUCAAGUGUCUAAUCUCAGCCAGGUUCUGUGCUGCACUGUUGAGUAACAUCGCUGACUGCGAUGAGACAUUUAACUACUGGGAACCUAUGCACUACCUCGUUUAUGGUAAAGGCUUCCAGACAUGGGAAUACUCUCCUGUCUAUGCCAUCCGCUCCUACGCAUACCUGUGGCUCCAUGCCUUACCAGCUUUGUUCCACGCCAGAGUUCUGCAAACAAACAAGGUUCUCAUCUUCUACUUCUUGCGCUGUCUUCUGGCCUUCCUGAGUUGUGUUUGCGAGCUUUACUUUUAUAAGGCCGUGUGCAAGAAAUUUGGGUUGCAUGUGAGUCGUCUCAUGCUGGCUUUCUUGGUACUCAGCACUGGGAUGUUCUGCUCAGCGGCUGCCUUUCUCCCCAGCAGCUUCUGCAUGUACAGCACAGUAAUAGCAAUGACGGGGUGGUACAUGGAUAAAAUCUCUCUGGCGGUCCUGGGCGUGGCUGCAGGAGCCAUUGUGGGCUGGCCUUUCAGUGCAGCACUUGGGCUUCCUAUUGCCCUGGACUUCCUCAUCCUGAAAAGAAGGUGGAGAAGCUUUCUGAGGUGGUUUCUGGUCGCACUAGUGGUGUUUCUGGUGCCCCUGGUGGCUGUUGACAGUUAUCACUAUGGGAAGCUUGUGAUUACUCCUCUCAACAUUGUCUUGUACAACGUCUUCACGCCACACGGACCGGAUCUUUACGGUACAGAGCCCUGGUCUUUCUACUUCAUAAAUGGCUUUCUGAACUUCAACGUGGCCUUUGUGCUGGCACUCCUGGCCUUACCCCUGACCUCUCUCAUGGAAAGUCUGCUGCAGAAAUUUCAUGUUCAGAAUCUGGGACGGCCUUACUGGCUGACGCUUUCUCCCAUGUACAUCUGGAUCCUGAUUUUCUUCAGCCAGCCUCACAAAGAAGAGAGGUUUCUGUAUCCCAUCUACCCCCUCAUUUGCCUAUGUGGUGCUGUAGGACUCUCUGCCCUUCAGAAAUGUUACCACUUCAUAUUUCAACGUUACCGCCUGGAGCACUACACGGUCUCUUCAAACUGGCUGGCCCUGGGGACCAUCUUUGUCUUUGGGCUCCUCUCCUUGUCGCGCUCCGUAGCUUUGUUCAGAGGUUACCAUGGGCCCCUUGACCUGUACCCUGAAUUCCACAGAAUUGCCACUGAUCCCACAAUCCACACUGUGCCAGAGGGGAGGCCGGUUCACGUUUGUGUGGGGAAGGAAUGGCACCGUUUCCCCAGCAGCUUCCUCCUGCCAGAUAAUUGGCAGCUUCAGUUCAUUCCAUCAGAGUUCAGGGGCCAGUUGCCAAAACCAUUUGCCAAGGGACCAAUGGCCACUCGCAUCAUUCCAACAGACAUGAACGACCAAAACCAGGAAGAGCCCUCCAGAUACUUUGACAUUUCCAAAUGCCAUUACCUGGUGGAUUUAGACACUGCAACCGAAGCACCCAGGGAGCCACGGUAUGCAGCCAACAGGGAAGAAUGGAUCAGUAUCGCUUACAAGCCUUUCCUGGAUAGUUCAAGGUCCUCAAAGUUCUUUCGGGCGUUCUACAUCCCCUUCCUGUCCCACCAGCACACGACAUACAUGAACUAUACCAUCCUGAAGCCUCGGCGCUUCAAGCAAGCCAGGAAGAAAGCUGGAGGCUAGCUCGAGCCUCUGGGGAUCCAACAAGAACCGGCCGAAGAUGCCAGCUUCUUCUUCAGGGGUCUCCAUCCCACCUGCCCACUCCCCUUUUUUGUAAGAGUGGCAGUGGCUGUGGUGGGUGGGUAGGGAAAUGCUUGGGAAGGUUUCCCUUUUUUGGCUGGCUGUGCUGCAAUAUUACUGACCACCUGAUCUGCCAUUGUUUGGGGGCUCUGCUUCGCUUUCAGAAACUCCUGGAAAGUAUGAGCAAGGCGUCAUCUUGCUGAGGAGUCAACAGGAGCAAAAAUCUUGGUUUGUGCGAACGUUUACUAAGUUUCUGGCUGAAAGGUAGCCUGGGGCUGCUGUGGGUCUUUCAGUAUUUCCCCUCCACCACAGAACAUCUCGCCAACCCCGGAGGGAAGUUUUUUUUUGGGGGGGGUGUAUGUGUGUGUUUUAAGAGGCCUUUUGGAGAGAGAAAACAGCCUCACCAGCAGGAAUGCACAACGCUUCCUGGUGGGUCUUCAGGGGAAAAGGCCCUCCUUGACUCAGAUGGAGCAGAAAUAACUUGCACUUUCAAGAACUGUGACUCUGUUAAUUACAUAAUUUAGUGAAACAUUGACUUGUGCGUGAGUGGGUUUUUAUUUUAAAAACCUCCAUUGUCUGUCUUGUCAGCUGCUGCCAAAACACGAGUUUGUGUAGGGUGUUUUUUUGUUUUAAGUUUCCUUCCACCCCCCGUCUACAUUCUAGCUUCUUUGUGAAAUGUCUGGCUUUGUAAUGUUUCCAAAUUUACUAAAGUGUUGAAGGGAGCUCUCCUCCUCACUGCACACCUGUCGCUGUGAAAUACAGUGGCUUCUCAUUCAGUCUGCACUGUAUGUACUAUGAAACUGUGUCAUUAGUGAUUAAAUAUUAGGCUUGUAUCCCCCCAAA